CACACAGUGAUUAUUGUGAUGGAUAAUUUCAGUAAUUACUGUGAUGUUUGAUUUCUCUGAAAUCAAAUAUCAAUUUACAUUUAUUUUAUGUUCUCAGUAACUGAAUAUGGCAGAGGACAGUGGACGGUCGUACAGUUCUAAAGUUGCUAUCUAACUAAAGUUAGCUUCUUUUGCAUGAUAACUGAAUAUGGCAGAGGACAGUGGACGGGGGUACAGUUCUGACCAUUCAAGCGCAUCCACUUACAUUCUGUCUCGAACAGAAAGUGACUUCUGUCUCAGUUCCUCAGAAGAGGAUGACAUGCCACCUCCUCCCCCUCCUCCUUCUCCAUCUCCUCCUACUCCCCUUCCUCCUUCUCUUCCUCCAAUUGAAGAUUACUUUGGUGAUGACGAGUAUGAGGAAGACACAGAUGAAGAGGAGAGGGAUGGGUUGAAUAUUUAAAUAAAAUUGUUUUUCUUUUACUUUACCUCUGAUCUUUGUGUAUCUUUGAGCAUGCAGUGUGACUGUGAGUCUUUGUGUUUGUGCCUUUACUACCAUUAUUACCACUACCAAAUGUUACAUACAACUCUGAGUAUUAUUUACAAAGCCUGUUUGAUCAAAUAAACAGUAUUUAAUUCGUGAA
This is a messenger RNA of Ictalurus punctatus (channel catfish), 620 nucleotides long. RefSeq lists its product as uncharacterized. The record is from RefSeq and is a predicted model, not a curated record. Bases 188 to 439 code for a protein of 83 amino acids. NCBI's taxonomy places the organism in Eukaryota, Metazoa, Chordata, Actinopteri, Siluriformes, Ictaluridae. The transcript has 5 exons.